AAGUACUCCAUGUAACAGCAUUGCUAUAUCUCUUUCUCUCAAAUUUCACAUGAUAGAAUUUGUGUGGGAGAAACGGCUAGAUACGUCUUGUUUUAACUUAUAAUGGAAUGGGAAUCGUUUUCGAGGUUACCAGUAUUUCAAGCGCCAAUAUGCCUGAUAAGCAAUUCGGAAGAUGGAAAACUACAAGUGGAACCAGAGCCUCUGAAGCAGAUCCAGCAAAUAGAUGUACCGUUGGUGGUGGUGGCUAUAGCGGGGCUUUACCGGACUGGAAAAUCCUAUCUUUUGAAUAGGUUAGCCGGCUCAAGCUCAGGAUUUCCUCUGGGAAAAACAAUCGAGUCUAAAACCAAAGGAAUUUGGGUGUGGUGCCGAGAACAUCCAGAGAAACCAAGUACGGUCCUGUUGCUGCUUGACACAGAGGGUCUUGGAGAUGUGGCGAAGGGUGACAGUGGCCAUGACAACAGGAUUUUCACCGUAGUAACGCUAUUAAGCAGCGUGCUUGUGUACAAUAUGAUGUCUGUUUUCAACCAAGACGCAGUAGAAAAACUAACCUUUAUAUCAGAAAUAUCAAAGAAUAUCCGAUUCAGUAAUGCCAAGGAUGGUGAUGUUGGCGAUGAAGAGUUAGGUCUGAUCUUACCAACGUUUGUCCUAUGUCUUCGGGAUUUCACGCUUGUUUUGGAAAUUGAUGGAAUGGAAAUAACGGUUGACGAAUAUCUCGAAGAUUGUCUGAAACUAAAAUCUGGAAAUGAUAGCUCAGUAACGAAAUAUAACAUGCCUAGGGAAUGCAUUAGAAAAUAUUUUCCAAGACGCAAAUGCUUCGUUUUCGACAGACCUGGCGAUAGGAAAACCAUGAAGUCACUAGAAUCUGUACCUUUAGAGAAGCUAGCCGAGUCAUUUGUGGAGGAUACAAAACUCUUUUUAGAAUAUAUUUACACCUGCAGCCCCAAAGUUCUGAUAAGUAGUAAAGAGGUGAAUGGGAGAAUGUUUGUUUCACUGGUUGAAAGUUACUUGAAUGCGAUAAGAAAUGGGGCAGUUCCAGAUGUUGAUGACGCAAUUAUAGUUGUCGCAAAUAUCGAAAACGAAAGACUGGCAUCCGAAGCAGUACAGAUAUUUGAACAAAAGAUAGAACUGAUUCAACUCCCAAUUCUGCACUUUAAUAAUUUCGAGGAGCUUUACCGAGACAUGCAGAAAGCUGCUCUUGCAAACUUCAGAAUUGAAACAUUAUUCAAUGCUGAAAGGUUUGAAAAACAAGCGAUGUCAGAGAUGGAUGAAUUGUGGGAAAGAAUAAAAAAGAAAAAUCUGCAGUUAGUUCGAAAUCAUUGUGAAAGUCUGCUCGUAGCACUAUAUGACAAGAAUAUAGGAGAGAAGAUGAAGCGAAACGAAUACAAAGUAACAGGUGGCUAUCCAUUGUACAAACUCGAUAUGGACGCAAUGAAGAACGACUAUGUUGUGAAAGUAAAGGACAUCGAUAGAUAUGAGGCGCAAGAAGUUCUGAUGAGUUUCUUGGACAGAGAAGCGGAAAAUGAAAGAAAUAUCAUGUUGGAAGACCAAAAAAUGACAGAAGAAGAUAAAAAGAGAGAGCUAGAACGAUUACACGAAGAACACCUGAAGGCCCAAGCAUCACAGCAAACAUUAUUUGAGAGUAAACUGAUGGAAGAGAAGGAACGCGCUGAAGAACAUCAGAGGAAAAUGGAAGAGGAACGGAAAGAAUAUAUGAUCAAGCAAGACGAAAAUAUGGCAGCUAUAAAACGUCAGUGGGACGUUCAAAAGGAAAUAAGUGAAAAGCAGAUUCAAAUGAUGUGUGCGGAAAACGAAGCACAACGGAAAUCGUUUCAGGAGCAGAUUAGCAAAUUGACUGAGCAGCAUCAAAAGAAAGAACAGGAAAACAAGACCUGGUUUGAAAACUUGAUCCAGAGUGAGAACAAAAAAGCUCAGCAACGAAUUGAUGAUGUCACACAAAACUUUCAAAAUAUGUUAGAAGUUGAAAAGAAAAUGUGUUCUAAUAUGGAACAAAAUUUACAAAUGCAGAAACAAGCAUUGCAAGAGGAGAAAGAAAGCAGGCAACAAAUGGAGCAAGAAUAUCUGGGAAAAAUGGAAAAAUACCAAAGACAAAUCGAUGAAUUGAUUAACAAGUCCGAAAGGGAUGAUAAAAUGAAUGCAGAGCUAAUGAGACUUAUCAAUAGAAGAGACGAAUACAGACGUCAAGCAUCGAGACGCAAGUGUCAUAUAAUGUAACUAGUUAAUAUUUUCAGGUCAGCUUUUACUUUCUUAACAUAAUGGUAAACGAGGAGCAUUUGGAAUGUUUGUAUUUUCUAUAUAAGACAUUAUAAUUAGAUACUUCUGUAGUCAAACUGAAAAAAAGUGUAUUCAAAGCUAAAUAGAGAUGUUAUCAUACAUGACAAUGUUAUAUAGAAGACUUUUUGUAUAUCUUCCGUAUAGUUUAUACAUGUGUAUAGAUUAUAACAUUUACUGCAAUGUAUACACUGUUUCAUAUAGAAUUAUAAAUAAUU
Molecule: messenger RNA, 2507 nt
Organism: Mercenaria mercenaria
Lineage: Eukaryota; Metazoa; Mollusca; Bivalvia; Venerida; Veneridae
Product: guanylate-binding protein 1-like
Exons: 9
Coding region: 103-2232 (709 amino acids)
Molecular function (GO): GTP binding; GTPase activity
Source: RefSeq, a predicted model, not a curated record